Neurospora hispaniola is the source of this 651-nucleotide messenger RNA. Its product is annotated as DNA replication complex GINS protein psf-1. Gene Ontology annotation, cellular component: GINS complex. The transcript has 3 exons. The coding region runs from base 1 to 651 and encodes 216 amino acids. NCBI's taxonomy places the organism in Eukaryota, Fungi, Ascomycota, Sordariomycetes, Sordariales, Sordariaceae. Gene Ontology annotation, biological process: DNA strand elongation involved in mitotic DNA replication; DNA replication. The record is from RefSeq and is a predicted model, not a curated record.
AUGCCCAUGUACGGUGACUUGGGCAACAAACUGGUCCAGCAUGCCAAGAGGACACAGAACUUGAGCCAUCUUCCACCUUAUCAGACCGAGCUUGUCCGUGCAGUGGCCCGAGAAAUCCGAGACCUUGAUAAAGACGUCGCCAGUUUACUUGAACCUUUCCAGGGGUCAUUUGAUCCUUCCGCCGAACAGGCCACCGCGUGCACGCUGCUGGUCAACCACCUUUCAAUGCGGAGGAACAAGCGCUGUCUGCUCGCCUAUCACCGAAUCCGAACAGACAAGCUCGAGGAGCUGGUGUGGAAUGGAGCCGAUAUCCUCGACCUUGCCGGCCAGACGACAGGAGGGCCCAAGGGCGUGACGGAGGGCAAUGAAGGGGGCGGGACCACCAGCAGUCUUAGUCCCCAGGAAGAGGAUUAUUUUCGACAGUUUGGAGAUUUGUUGGCCCUCUACAAAGGCCAAUGGACGGAUAUCGAUCUCACAGGCAGUCUCGAACCCCCACGAGACCUUUUUAUCGACGUCCGAGUGUUGAAGGAUGCGGGGGAGAUCCAAACCGAAUAUGGGGCGAUCAACCUGACAAAGAACAGUCAGUUCUAUGUCCGGCAAGGAGAUGUGGAGCGUCUGAUUGUGCAGGGAUAUUUGCAAAAGCUGGGUUGA